Messenger RNA from Macadamia integrifolia, 2979 nucleotides. RefSeq names its product pentatricopeptide repeat-containing protein At1g08070, chloroplastic-like. The transcript has 3 exons. The record is from RefSeq and is a predicted model, not a curated record. Gene Ontology annotation, molecular function: protein binding; RNA binding. Lineage: Eukaryota; Viridiplantae; Streptophyta; Magnoliopsida; Proteales; Proteaceae. Bases 69 to 1970 code for a protein of 633 amino acids. Gene Ontology annotation, biological process: RNA modification.
UCCAGCGAGCCACAGUACUCGAUUGCCCAUUGAUUAAAGUGAGCUAAUGGGCAUUCAAGUAUUCAACCAUGUUUACAGUUUCUCUAUUUCCCGCCCUUUCAAUGUUCACACACUACAGCCCUUCUUCCCGCCUUUUCUUUCACCUCACUCACACCUCCUCCGUUUCAUCUUCUUCUUGCCUGAGAGACCUCUCUCUCCUCCUCCAAGGCAACGUAUUACACUCUCAUCUUCAACAAAUCCAUGCCCGGAUCUACCGAAUCGGCGCAGAUCAAAACGAUCUCAUCACCACCCGUCUUAUUGGCCGCUACCCAAUCCAAUCUGCUCUUCGCGUUUUUUGCCAUCUUCAGAAGCCCAACAUCUUCCCUUAUAAUGCUAUUAUCCGAGUCUUCUCUGAGAGUGAUCUCUUCAUUGAAGCUUUCUCCCUUUUUAAAGCCUUAAAAUUCCAAUCCCUUUUGCCUAAUGAUUUUACCUUCUCCUUCCUUCUCAAGGCCUGUAAUAGAUCCGAAGAUUCCCGAAACAUCCAACAAAUUCAUACCCACAUUGUGAAAUUGGGUUUUGAUUGUGAUUCGGUUGUCUGUAAUGGGCUUCUUGCUGCUUAUAUAAAGGGUGUUAGAGAUUUAGUCUCGGGGCGCAGGGUGUUUGAUGAAAUGCCACAGAAAAGAAUAGUGUGCUCUUGGACUAGUUUGAUUUCUGGUUAUGCUCAGAUGGGUAGGUCUAAGGAAGCUCUUGUUCUUUUCUUGCGGAUGGUUGAAGAUAAUUUGAUGCCCGAAAAUGAUACUAUGGUGAGCAUUCUGUCUGCCUGUUCAAGUCUUGAGAUUGGAGAAAUUCAGAGAUGGGAGAAACUUCUCUUGGAAUUCAGUUGUGAUGAUGAUAAUAAUGUCAAGAAUACACAUAGUGAUUUUAUAGAUAUUGUUCUUAUUUAUUUGUGUGGGAAAUUGGGAAGAGUUGAGAAGAGUAGGGAGUUGUUUGACAAACUUGCUGAGGGAGUAAGAAGAAGGAGUGUGCUUCCUUGGAAUGCAAUUAUCAAUGGAUAUGUUCAAAAUGGACGCCACAUGGAUGCUCUGAGUGUUUUCCGACUGAUGGUGGAAGGAUUUAAUCCAAAACCUAAUCAUGUUACGAUGGUCAGUGUCUUGUCUGCUUGCGCUGAAGUGGGUGAUUUAAGUCUAGGGAGAUGGGUUCAUGAAUAUGUAAAAACAAAUGGAAGGAAAUGUAUUCUGGAGUCCAACACACUUUUGGCCACUGCCUUCAUAGAUAUGUAUUCUAAAUGUGGGAGUCCAAAGAAGGCGAGAGAGGUUUUCGAUCGAAUGGCUACUAAAGAUGUCAUUUCUUUUAAUGCCAUGAUCAUGGGUCUUGCUAUUAAUGGGCAAGGAGAGGAUGCACUGAGGCUUUUCUCAACAAUGGAAGAUUUUGGUAUAUAUCCCAAUGAUACAACCUUCCUAGGUGUCUUGUAUGCAUGCAAUCACUCAGGAUUGGUAGAGGCAGGCCGUUGCAUUUUCCAAGACAUGGGUCAAUGUUAUUCCAUCACCCCAAAAGUAGAACACUAUGCUUCUUAUAUUGAUCUUCUUGCACGAGUAGGCCAUCUUGAAGAAGCCCUUGAGGUUUUCACCUCCAUGCUUGUUAAGCCUAAUGCUCCAGUAUUUGGAGCUUUGCUGGGUGGUUGCGUGGUCCACUCUCGACUAGACUUGGCACAACACAUUGCUAGAAGACUUGUUGAGGUGGAUCCUGAUAAUUCUGCUGGCUAUGUGAUGUUGUCCAAUAUAUAUGCAGUUAAUCGCCAAUGGGAUAAUAUAACUGAAUUAAGGGAAUCAAUGAGGGAAAGGGGAGUAAAAAAGCAACCUGGUUGUAGCUGGAUCAGUAUUAAUGGAGUUGUGCAUGAAUUCCUUGUAGGCUCCACGUCACACCAUCAGAUUGAAACAAUAUACUGUACAUUGGAUGGAUUGUUAAAGGAAAUGAAGUUGUUUGGCUCUUAAGUAGUUCACAAUUAGUCUUACACAUGGAGAGGGGCCAUUUAUGCAUAAAAUUGCAUUAUGGACUGGGAGUAUGGAGAAGGCAAUAGAGUUUUUGAUCCGAUGAUCAUCAAAGAUGCUUCCUCUUUUAAUGCCAUAAUCAGGGUCUACUAUAAAUGGUCUUGAAGGAGACAGUUGAGGAUCUUUGCCACAGUGAGAUACCUUCUACAUUCCAUUGCUGGGAUCUUUCUAAGGCAGUCUGGACUUUACUAAAUUUGUUGUGUGCUCAGGGAGGUCAAAUCAUACUUUCCCGGAAAUAUGGGAUCAAUGCCUUCGUCAACCUUAGAUUCAUACACAAUGUUUUCUUUGCUUAUCCUAUUGCAAAUGUGCCAUAUCAAAUAGUCACUCAAGGUUUUUACCUCAAUGCCAAGUGAGGCUGAUGGUCAAUAGGUUUAAAGGGGGUGAAGAAACAAUGUAGGUGUAGUUUGGUGACCAUGAAUUUACUUUCGGUUACACUUCCACUGACAUCAUAUGGGUUCUCUUCUUGUUUUGGUUAUUCUGUUUCAUUCGGCAGUUUCCAAAAGCCAAAAAGAAGAUGACAAGGCUUCAAUUUAUGUCAUUUGGAAGUGGAAAACUUGAGCAAAUGGGGGGUUUUGAGAGGCAUGAUACUCCAAGGUACAUGGUAGCUCUAGGAGUUGAUCCAUAGCCUCAGCAAUAUGGGAGAAGGCAAAGGAAGAAUUUUAUAGUGGAGAAGAAGCCAAGAACUACUUUUAAUCAGUGUAAAGUAUAAUGCUGGGAAGCAACUUAAUGAUCUACUGUUCCAAAGGGUCCACAAAGGCACAAAAUGGCGACAAGCUCACAGAAAAGGAAUGCUCAUUUUUCUAUAAUUCUUUAGUUUAUUGGAUGGCAUGUUGUAUUAUAUUGGGGGCUUGUAAAUGAAUUUAGCAGCUCGGCAAUUGCACUGAUUUGUAGCUUGUGCAUUUUAUGUGAAAUGCAAAUAGUAGAUAUUGGGAAUCCAUUUCCUCUCCAUCUU